AUGGAACUGCGAGUGGGUCACAAGUAUCGACUAGGUCGAAAAAUUGGAUCAGGAUCAUUUGGAGACAUUUAUCUUGGGACAAAUAUUGCUUCUGGAGAAGAAGUAGCGAUAAAAUUAGAAUGUGUUCGAACCAAACAUCCUCAAUUACAUAUUGAAAGUAAAAUAUAUCGAAUGAUGCAAGGUGGCGUCGGAAUACCUGUUAUUAAAUGGUGUGGCGCAGAAGGAGAUUAUAAUGUAUUAGUUAUGGAUUUGCUGGGUCCAUCAUUAGAAGAUUUAUUUAAUUUUUGUUCAAGGAAAUUUUCAUUGAAAACUGUUUUGCUGUUAGCCGAUCAAAUGGUUAGCAGGAUCGAUUUUAUUCAUUCAAAAAAUUUUAUACAUCGUGAUAUUAAGCCAGAUAAUUUUCUUAUGGGUCUUGGUCGAAAAGGAAAUUUAGUUUAUAUAAUUGAUUUUGGUUUGGCUAAAAAAUAUCGGGACGCUCGUACACAUCAACAUAUACCUUAUCGUGAAAAUAAAAAUUUGACAGGAACAGCUCGAUAUGCUAGCAUCAAUACACAUCUGGGUAUUGAACAAAGUCGUCGGGAUGAUAUGGAAUCAUUGGGCUAUGUUUUAAUGUACUUUAAUCGUGGUAGUUUACCUUGGCAAGGUUUAAAAGCGGCAACAAAACGUCAAAAAUAUGAGCGUAUUAGUGAAAAGAAAAUGUCCACACCGAUCGAAGAAUUGUGUCGUGGUUUUCCAGCUGAAUUUACAACUUAUUUAAGUUAUUGUCGAUCGUUACGUUUUGAUGAUAAACCUGACUAUUCUUAUUUGAGGCAAUUAUUUCGAAAUUUAUUUCAUCGACAAGGCUUUACAUACGAUUAUGUAUUUGAUUGGAAUAUGCUCAAAUUUACUGGUCAACGUUUAGACUCAAAUAGUGCAAAUAAUGAAGGUUCAACAAAUAAACAUGAAAAUGGAAUUGGAACAAAUACAAACAAUCAUAAUAAUGCACCAGUUGAUGCUGGCGAUGAAAACAACCCGUCCUUUCGCACAAAUCUGAAUAAUACUACAUCUGUUGUUCAAAAUUCAGUAGUAUUAUCUCGGCUAAUCGAUUUUGCAGCCUAUAAACAAGAUGAUAAAUCAGUUGCAGGCGAUAGUAUUUAUAGUAAUAAAUUACUACGUAAAACUAUUCUCGAUCGACUAAUCGAUAGAAUAACAGCACCAUUUCGACGAAAUUCAAAAGAUGUUCAACAACCACAACCGCCAGUUUCAUCUGUGCCACUGCAACAACAACAACCAAAACAGCAACAUGUACCAUCAACAGCGACUGAUACAGCACGUUCUUCAUCAGCUCGAGCAACAAAAAAAUAG
Didymodactylos carnosus is the source of this 1344-nucleotide messenger RNA. The record is from the annotation of a GenBank genome assembly. Lineage: Eukaryota; Metazoa; Rotifera; Eurotatoria; Philodinida; Philodinidae.